Molecule: messenger RNA, 1527 nt
Organism: Calliphora vicina (urban bluebottle blowfly)
Lineage: Eukaryota; Metazoa; Arthropoda; Insecta; Diptera; Calliphoridae
Gene: mRpL28
Product: mitochondrial ribosomal protein L28
Exons: 4
Coding region: 181-1116 (311 amino acids)
Cellular component (GO): mitochondrial large ribosomal subunit
Molecular function (GO): structural constituent of ribosome
Source: RefSeq, a predicted model, not a curated record
GUGCCAAAAGAAAAACGUCAAACGUGAUUUUCGUUUUCGGCAAAUAAAAACCACAAGCAGGCAUUACAAAAUUGUUUAAAGUUCUUGGAAAGUAAUUUCAAAUUGUUUUGUUUAUAAAAUAUUUGUGUUUUAAAGCAAUAUACAAGAGGGAAAUAUAACAAAUUCCCUAAAAUUUAAAUAAUGGCUCAUGCCACCAUACAAGGACCCCAACUGUUAAAUGGUUUCAAACAUUUAACCCGUUUCGACAAGGGCUUGGGCGCGCAAUUGCCCGAUGCCUAUAAGAAAUUCUGGCGUGAAUGGAAAGUUCUACAGCCGGCUGCUGUCCACUAUAUACCCAAAGAAGGUGAAUGGGAACGCGAUGAGGUGACGGGGGAAAUUAAGCCUAUACAAAAUAUUGCUUUGCCACUGAUCGAUACGCCCGAAAGCAACAAGGGUAUUUGGGGUGGUGAGGCCGUCAUUAAGGGUUUCCAGAAGCGUGAAAGACUAAAGCGUCGUGUGCCCCAUUUCUGGGUGCCCGUUCUACGACGCUCUGUCGUACACAGUCAAGUGUUGAACGAGUACAUGUCGAUGGUGGUGACUGAUCGUACAAUUGAAAAGAUUCACGAGAGUCAUGGUUUCGAUCAUUAUCUGUUGAAGAAUCGUGCUUGUGAUUUACGUUCAUCUUUAGCCCUGACUUUAAAGCGUAAAAUCUUACAAGAUUUAUCAUUGGGUUGUCCAGCCUAUGCAGCACAGCCCGCUGAACGUGAGCGUAUACUUCAAGAAUACAAAUGUUAUUUGGAAGGGUACACUACCGAGGAAAUUGAAUGGUACGGCUACACCUACGAACAAGCCAUCAGAAAACUACAAGCUCAAUUACGUGCCGAAAAUUCCAUGAUACCACAUAAAGUAGAAUUUCGUAUGAAAUUAAUAGAGCAACUCAAACAGGCAGGUAUACGUGAAGCUGGUGGUGUCGCUGCUGAAUCCGAUAAACCUGCAGGCCCAACAUCAUCCUCUGAAAAAGAUACCGCCGACAUUGAAGCUUUAACCAAACUGGAGUCAUCGUCUUCAACGUCUAGUUCUACUUCCUCCAAUUGGUUGUCGAAAAUCAAUCCCUUUGGCAAGAAACAAGAAACUUAAUUUGUUAUUUUAACAAAUGUCAUUGUAAAAGAGUGUUCAUGAAAUCCACAUUAUAAUAGUUAUAAAGAUUUUGCUUCAAGUUUUUUUUUAUUUUUUUUUAAUUUCAUUUGUAAUAAUUUUUGGUCAGUUUUUGGCAACAAAUACUUUUUUCUUCUUAUAUAAAAAUUCAGCAGUUUAAUAAAAACUUGAUAUUUUGAUUUGAAUGAAAAGCAAACAAAGAAAAAACGUUGGCUUAGCCAGUUAUAAUAAAAUAAAAGUUAAUUGUACAAAAAAUAAACUAAUUAACAAGCUUUUAAAAUAUUUCAUUACGAGGACAUUUGAUUGUUAGAAAACAAUAUUUGUCUUCUUAAUGGAAUAUCUUUUUUUUCGUGUCUGAUAAAAAUAAACAAAAUCUAUGUAAUAGAAAUUAAA